Molecule: messenger RNA, 911 nt
Organism: Aureobasidium subglaciale EXF-2481
Lineage: Eukaryota; Fungi; Ascomycota; Dothideomycetes; Dothideales; Saccotheciaceae
Exons: 1
Coding region: 275-808 (177 amino acids)
Source: RefSeq, a predicted model, not a curated record
CCUGGUCAACCCUGCCAUCACGGCCGAACAACGGAGGCAACGAAGGCGUACAGAUGAGGCAUGGCGUAACAAGGCCAGAGAUCAAACACGUCAAUCGCAGCAGCGUUCUGUGGAAACGGAUCCUACUUUUUACGAGAGUAGGCGGAAAGCAGAUAAAGCAAGAUAUCCAGCAGAACGGCGGCUAAGAUUGUUGAGAAAAUGGGCACUUCUGCAUUCAUGGAUACGAGAGGACUUACCCUGGAAGUCGCACCGUCCUGUGCUAUAUGCAGCCCCAAUGGGGCCCGUCUGCGAAUCCUGUGGUCUUGUACGAUAUGGAGGCACACUGUACUGGCAGUCCAAGGCUCUUCCUGACCAUUAUAGCUGUCGCGGUUGUUACGUACGCCGACUGGAACCGGAAGGCUACAUGCCCAAGGGGUUCGAAGACGUCCAGUCAUGGAAAGAACUGGUCGCACGAAAGGAACAACUUGACAAACUCAAGUCGCAAGGGUCCGACCUAGUCAAGCCCCGUUAUCUGGCUCAUCAGCACCUGCAUCGCAUGAACUCGCCCUCCUCUUCUCAGGCUACCCAGACGUGUCCAUCUAGUUGCUCUAUGAAGCUCAUCAGCCUCAUUGUAUUACUGACUACCUCCUCUUGGGGCCUCAGAUGUGUCCAUCCGGCUCCCGCUCUCGAGCCCGUCAGCUCGUCACCUGCCGAAGCAUACCGCUGUAAAUGUCCUCCUCUUCGGGUUAAUUCAGACGCGUCCGUCCGCUUCCUCUCCUGGCUGAGCAGCCUGCCUGCAUCGCAUUGCAUUCUACCUCCUCUUUCUUAACUAAUCGCCCUGCAGCGCAGGACUUCCAGUUCCGGUUCGGUCGGUCGCAUCGGUAGCAUCGGUCGCAUCGGUCGCAUCGUUCGGUUCGGCCGGUCGGAGUCCA